AUGGCGAUGGGCGUGUACCUCAGCUAUGUUCGCUACGUUGUUCACAAAUCCUAUAGAAGUAGUGAAAACGAGGUUUGCAACUACAGGGUGAGCUCGUGUCUAGAGGAAAACAACCCUGUAGUCUACAAGAAAAAAAAAACGUGCCCCACGGCUUGUUUCACUAUAGCGAAGAACGAGGGGAAUCGUUGCUUUACAAGAACGGGACUACCAGCGAUGCUUGGCUUUCAGUUCUUUUUGAAUACAUUUAGGUCUUUUUCCGUGGUGUGGGGGCCUCAGAUACCCCGGGGGGCGCGGUCGGUAGCGGCUCACAGAUGGGUGAGCUUCUCGUUCGCUAAGGAGUGGCUCCGUGACAAAGGGUUCUUCCAGUCCCCCCUCGUGCUGUCCUUUAUGGGGGCCAAUUUUAGGCGGGCAUCGUAA
Molecule: messenger RNA, 417 nt
Organism: Danaus chrysippus (African queen)
Lineage: Eukaryota; Metazoa; Arthropoda; Insecta; Lepidoptera; Nymphalidae
Source: the annotation of a GenBank genome assembly